Messenger RNA from Periconia digitata, 542 nucleotides. The record is from the annotation of a GenBank genome assembly. Lineage: Eukaryota; Fungi; Ascomycota; Dothideomycetes; Pleosporales; Periconiaceae.
ACGGAAUGUGAGAAGGUUCGACUGAAACUCCGGCCUGUACCACUGUGCAAAAUGCCCGCUGCCGAACAGUGGACGGCUGUGAUAUCAUGGCAGUGCGCGCACUCAAUAUAACGCAUCUUCUUCCAAUGGCAGGAUUUGAAGUUACAUGCUGAUGUGUACGAAGGCGGUACAGCCCUGCUAUUGAACGCCACCAAGUCUUUCACGUUAAGCUGUAAAAGAUGGACUAGUCUACUUUGUAACCAAAACGUAUCAGGAAAAGUUGUCCGAAGAAUUAUGGCAGUGUUUUUCAGUUUAAUGGAGGAUUACACUUGGCACACAGCAGCACAAGAAAACCAAGCUUUUUGCGCUCGCUAAUCUACAUAGUGAAUUCCCACAGCGUCAUGAUGAAUGUCACUAAUCGGCUCGUUGUCUAUUCGCAGGGUAGCCUGAUCCUCAGGGGAGAAAAAUUCCUGUUUGGAAGAUCGAAAGUCCAUCUUACCACAUCGAUGAAUCGAUCCAGCGCAGCAUCUUACUCCAAGUACACAGCACCUAGAGCAAUGUGA